Molecule: messenger RNA, 2578 nt
Organism: Mytilus trossulus (common blue mussel)
Lineage: Eukaryota; Metazoa; Mollusca; Bivalvia; Mytilida; Mytilidae
Product: ciliogenesis-associated TTC17-interacting protein-like
Exons: 10
Coding region: 160-1338 (392 amino acids)
Biological process (GO): cilium organization; actin filament polymerization
Source: RefSeq, a predicted model, not a curated record
UUUUUUUAAACCGGAAGUGGUGUUAGUGUCGGUAUUGCCAUAGUGAUUACAAAUUGAAUGUGACAGAUUCAUCUCAAAAUCAUUAAUUUUGCAUAGUUUUUCCUUUCAUAGAACGUAUUAUAUUGUCGUUUAGCUGACACUUCACCAUUAGAAUUCAAAAUGAGCGCUGUGACAACAGCAACAAGUAUGAGUUCAUCUGAGGUACCCAGCAAUGUUGGACCUGGUGGAAACCAACCAGAAAUCCCAGAAGAACUACCAGUCGCAAGCGAAGAAGGUGUUAGAUUUCUUGAAAGUAUUAUUCCAGAGGAAGAUUAUAAAUACCUGAUGUUUGAUGACAAUCUAGCCACUACAUCAGAUACUGGUAAAGAACUGGGAGAGUUUACAGUAUCAGUAGAACCUACUCGAUACAAAUCACAAGACUGUUUCCUCAUCCACGCCAAUAGUCAUGGUGCUAUUGAUGGUGUACCAUGUGGUACAUCUAUCACAGCUUAUGUUGGUCAGUAUCUAGAAACAAUCGAACAACAACAUCAUGAAUAUGUAAAGCUUGAAAACUGUCCACUUGAUAGAAAAACAUUCAUUGUGCAACAAGAUGAGGGUUAUGUUGUAAACAGAGUUAUAACACAAGGGGAGGAUGUGCAACGAUCAUCAAAGACUUUAGAAUUGGAACAAAUGAAAGGAUUUAUCUCUGAAGGAUCAAAUCUACUGUUGCACAGACUGUUAAUAGAGAAAGGAGUAUCAGAAAAUUUACAAUUACUGUCAUUUGAUUCUGAAACUAAUCUUUGUGCUGCUUCUUAUAAACCAUUAGAGGACAGAACACAGACAGUUGAUGGUACAGAGAUCAGGGUAUAUGGUGUAGAGAGAACAAUCAACUCUUUUGUAGAUCUUCCUACCACAUGGCAGUCAUAUUUUGUACAAGAUGGGCAUUUGUCCAGUAGAGUACAAGUUGGAUCACCAGUCACCAUGAAAUUAGUCAAAGUACCACAACUCAUAGAAAGAGAUGAAGAACCACCGAAGCCAGUAUUUGAGAAGAAACCAUUGAAUUGGGAAGAGGACAUGCAGUUAUAUUCUAGAUUCCUUGAUAGAAAGGAGGAACUAAAAGCUGACCAUUCUACCUAUAUCAGAUCACAUCCAGAACUUAAAAGUAUUCUAGCAGACUUUUUACAGUUUCUGUUAUUACGGAAACCUGACGAUGUUGUACAGUUUUGUGCUGAGUAUUUCUCAGCUUUUUCUCAUACCAUGCCAACAUCUACUCCUUAUCUGGCUUCCAAUGCUCCAACACCUUUCCCAGCCAGCAGGACCAACACAAAAAUAGACCAGCUUAGAGCACCUACUCGAUAAAUACAUAAUAGUACAAAGUCAUUUGAUUACUCACUGGUUGUAUAAAUCUUGUGAUAGCAUGUUCUGUUAUCAAGAAUGUUAGGAAAACAACAAUUAUUUCAGUACAAGAAUCUGAAAUCUUGGUUAUUUAUAAAUCUGAUUCAGUAAAGCAAAUCAAACUUGUAUGUGGUGGCUGAAAUUGAUCGACAGACUUUUUUUUACAACAGAAUUAUAAAAUGAGGAACAAUUCUAGAAAUUGAGAUUAUCUGUUUUCUUUCAAUUUAAUCAAUAGUAUUUUUUAGAUAAGAUUCAUGUCAUUUGGAAUAAUGAUGAUUGAUGGGGUAGUAUUUAUACUGUUUGGAAUAUGGGACAGUCAUCAGAAGUAUAUUUUUUUCAGUGCUAAAUAUAUAAAUAUCAAACUUAGAUUUUUCAAAUGAAAAAAUGAGAAAUAUUUGUUCAAAUCUUCAUAAAUUAUUGUGAUGUUAUUAAUGUUUAUACAUGUAUAAGUAAUGCUGACAUAUUUUAUAAAUUACUUGAACAAACACAUAAUAUGCCUUGUUACCAUGUAAGUGCUAAGGCUUUGACCAAAGAUGACAUCAAUUUAACAAAGAAAGUUUCAGUGAAUAUAUUGUUAUCUGUUUUUAUUAUUGUUAUUUUGAAUUAUAUAUAUAUGCAUGUAUAUAAUUAUAUUGUUACAAUGUUCCAAUCAUUGAGUUAUAUAAAAAUAGAAAAUUGAGGGUAAAUUGAAACUUUUAAAAUAAUCAAUUAUAAAAAAAACCUUAAUAUUCAAUAAAGGUAAAUUAAUAUCUCUAAAAUGAUAUUUUUUUCAAGGAACAUCUUUCCUAUCCCUGUAAAUGUAACAAUGCAUAAAACACCCAAGAUACAUUUAUUUAUUUACUUAUAUCCACUCUUUUGGUGUAUUCUGUAUUUAGGAAUCUAUAUGUUAAGAUAUCUCUACUUCAAUAUAAUAAGCCUGUACCAGUAUUAUUUGAAGAAAGUUAUGUUACUUUUUGCCAAUUUUAAAAAAGAAAAAAAACAUAUUGAAAAAUUGAAUUAGUGCAAGUCUAAUUUCAAUUAAUCUAUUAUAUAAUUUACCAACCCGAUUCCAAACACUAUUAUUGUAUGAUAAACAUUUCUGUUGUUUAUCAUGUAUAGAAUUUAUUUUUAAUUCUAUACAGUCAGCAGUUCUCAGCAUUUUCAUGAUUGUAUAUAUUCAUUUAUUUUGAUAUUGUUGACAAUAUAAUAAAGAUAUUGUUAUAAA